Messenger RNA from Habropoda laboriosa, 5437 nucleotides. RefSeq names its product WD repeat-containing protein 7 (gene Rbcn-3B). Gene Ontology annotation, molecular function: protein binding. The transcript is spliced from 25 exons. The record is from RefSeq and is a predicted model, not a curated record. Bases 86 to 4633 code for a protein of 1515 amino acids. Gene Ontology annotation, cellular component: cytoplasm. Lineage: Eukaryota; Metazoa; Arthropoda; Insecta; Hymenoptera; Apidae.
UGCUAUCAACGAAAAUAUCUGCUAUUAAUAUCGAUAUAACACUGAUUAUUCUUCAACUACUUUAUAACAAGGUUGAAUUUUAAAAAUGACAGCGGGUGCAAGUUUAGUAGUACCCAUAGUUUUAUGGGGUCGCAUAGCUCCAACUCAUUGCAUUUCCUGUAUCUAUUUAUCUCGAGAUCAAAAAACUUUAGUAACAGGAUGUUAUGAUGGUCAAAUAUGUUUGUGGCAAGUAGAUCCUGAAACACUAAAGAUGACUCCAAGAUGUUUACUUGUUGGUCAUACUGCUCCUAUAAUGUGUCUCAGUCGAGCAAGUGUUAUUAUGGAACAGAAUUAUAUUGUCAGUAGCAGUGAAACUGGAGAAAUGUGCACUUGGGAUUUAGUUGAUGGAAAAUGCAGAGAAGCUGUAAAACUCAGCAGUGUUCAUACACAGAUGUUGCCUUACGUCUCUGCUGGUGGAGAAGAUGUUAGACUUUUUUGUUCUGGGUACUAUCCUGAGGUUUUAGUGAUGGACCCUUUCAGUUUGGAGGUUUUAUUUACCCUAAGCUCACGUGUUAAUCCUGAUUGGAUUAGUGCUUUGCAUGUUUUGCGGCCGGCCAAACGGAAAGGUCGGUUCUACGUGCAUACAAACGAUGUUGUGCUGGCCCUAACAACAACUGGUACAGUCAAGGUGUGGACUCUCCUUGGGCACGAGAAUCGUAAUAGUGAACCACUUUAUGAACAUGAAAGCAAACAAAUACGAUGUCUAAAUGCACUUGCAAUGACUUGUUGCCCAUACAAUCAAAGAACUGUAUUAAUUGUGUGUUCCAAACAUUGGCAGAUAUACGAUGCCGGUGAUUUCUCUCUUCUAUGUUCAAUUACUGCACCAUGCGGCGAACGCUGGAUGGCUGGAGACUUUUUAGCUGCGGACAGAGUUAUUUUAUGGAGUGAUGAAGGUCAUGGUUAUCUCUAUAAAUUACCGGCUAACAAGUUGAAGGGCAAGGCUCUUAGCAGUAGCGUUGCAGACAAUAAAAAUUUUCAUACUGCUGGUGUCGAAUAUGAUCAACCUUACCUGUACUACACUCUGACGCAACCCGGAGACAAGCCGCUAUCAUGUCCACCAGCAAUGCGAUUAGUUACAGUUCAAAAACAAAGUAAAACAUUGAAGUAUCUAUUACGUGGUGAUAGCGAAGGAGUUGUUGUUAUUUGGACAGUUCCAGAAGUAACAAAUCACCAACUAACUCAAAUCUGUCAAAAUGAUUGCUCAACUCCACUUUCAUUACCACCAAUAGUUAAAACGAGUCUUACAACUGCUUGGGAAGAAAUGAAACCACCACCAGUUGGAAUAUUAGAUCAAUUAGACAGUGGAGAUGGACAUGCUAUAAAAUUAACAGCUAGUAUAUAUUUACCGCAACAAAGUCGUUUAGUUGUUGGUCGUGAAGAUGGCAGUAUUAUCAUUGUUCCUGCAACACAAACAGUCAUGCUUCAGUUACUUCAUGGCAAUCAUCAGCAAUAUGAUGAUUGGCCUCCUCAUCAAGUACUUCUAGGUCACUCUGGUCGAGUAAAUUGCCUUUUAUAUCCUCAUGGAGCAGCUUCACGUUAUGAUCGGGCACACCUUGUUUCUGGAUCAGUUGAUUUUGCUGUAUGCUUAUGGGAUCUUUAUGCUGGUACACUUAUUCAUAGAUUUUGUGUUCAUGCAGGUGAAAUUACGCAACUGAUGGUACCACCUGAUAACUGCAGUCUUAGAAUACAGAAGUGUGUUUGCAGCGUUGCAUCUGAUCAUAGUGUUACUUUACUAUCGUUAGCCGAAAGAAAAUGUGUUGUUCUCGCUUCGCGACACUUGUUUCCAGUUGUUACGAUAAAGUGGAGGCCACUGGACGAUUUUAUGAUAGUUGGAUGUUCAGACGGAGCAGUAUACGUAUGGCAAAUGGAAACGGGUCACUUAGAUCGCGUAUUGCACGGUAUUAUUGCAGAAGAAGUACUCUUCGCCUGUGACGAAAAUACAAUGGCUGCGGCUGGUGGGACAGCCGCGGGUGGUGAACUAGGCUUAGCUAAUCCAGCUGUACAUUUCUUUAGAGGGUUGAGACACAGAAAUCUUUCUGCUAUAAGACAUGCAACACAAAGAGGGUUACACCAACUGCAACAACUCCAUGGUGGUCAAGGGGUUGAUCAUGGAAAUCAAAUAAAAGCAAAAGGCACACCCUUAAUGAUUAACGGCUUCAGAAGUAAUCCUAAGGACCCAGAAAGUCAUAUUUUAUUUUUUGACAUAGAAGCUUUGAUAGUACAGCUACUGAGUGAUGAAUAUGGAGCAAUGUCACCACGUUCUUUGGAAGCACAGGGUUUAAUUUCAGCCUCCGAGUAUCAGAAGGUUGCAGCACUUACUCAGUCUGCCAGUCCAGAUGCUCAUAAAAAAAUUGCAGACUUUUUCGGUCGCGUCAAGGAUAAGGCAGGAGACGUUGAACGAAUUUUAAAGGAGAAGGAUCGUCACGGUAUAUUGGCUAAAAUGAAGGAGGGUGCAGAGAACGUACAUACUAAGAUUCAGGCCAAGGUGGAAAGCGUUGGCCUCAAGCCGUCGUCUCUCGACGGCAAAGGUGAUAACUGGAACAAUAGCGAAGCUGCAAAAAACAAUUUGAAACGAAAUGGAGCGUUUAAUGAACCAAAUGCAACUAUGGAAGUUGCUCAGCUUAUAUUGAGUUUAUUGCAUGCUUGGGGCAUUGAUCCAGAUUUAGAUCGUGUUUGUGAAGGAAAGUUAGGUUUAUUAAGACCUAUGGUUCCCGUUUCAUUUGGAGUAUUAUCUAAAGGAGGUUACAUGUCGUUAUUAUUACCAACUUGGCAAACGCAAUUGGAACCAAUUGGUGAACCUGCGACUCAGUUAGAACAACGCUUACCAGUAGAAUUGGUUAGACAAGAAAGACUUACCAGAGCAUUCACAGCAAAAGCACAUUGGGAACUGUCUACCACAUUAACCAGCAAUCAUUUAUUAGCAGUAGUAGCAUUAGCAUAUACUUUAAUGUCAAUGAAUAAUGCCACUUUUGUACCUGAACAAGAACGAAAUCGAAAAAUGCAUAGGCCUGGCAAUAGAUCUACAGUUAAUUGGAAUAAAGCAGAAGAAGAAAAUGAAGAAAUUUAUACGGCACAACAAGCACAGAUUAAACAAGGUUGGUCCUUCUUAGCGACUCUACAUUGCGUACUUUUGCCCGAUAAAGUAGUUUCACAAGGUGGUGCUAAAACAUUCAAACGGCCUCAAGUCGAAAUGAUGGCUCGCAGAUGGCAACAUCAAUGUCUUGAGAUCCGCGAAGCUGCCCAGGCAUUGUUACUUGCUGAAUUAGAGAGAAUGGGUCCGAAAGGAAGGAAAGCACUUGUAGAUAGUUGGUCGCAAUAUCUGCCAAUGUAUAGCACCCAGGAACCUAUUGCUCCACAAUCACAAAAUCAAAGUCCACCAGCGCCUGGUAGUCCAGUUCCUCCAUCUGAAUCACAUCAAGAAGAGGAAGAUGAGGAAGAGGAAUUGGCAGAAGCAGAAAUAAAUGUAGCUAGGAAACCGUCGAGUGUGGCAGAAUUGAAACGAAAACAGACGACGGCAGUUGUAUUGUUAGGUGUAAUAGGAGCUGAAUUUGGGCAAGAUGUUACUACCACGAAUCAGAGAAGGGAUAAUGAACAAAGACGAAAGAGUUCAAUCGUAGAAGGUUUCGGAAUAGGAAAUAAUAAUCUUGCUAGGCACACUAGUAUGGCACUUACGCACUUGUUACACGCACCUCAUUCUUCGAAAUUACCGUUACACACGGCAUUACGAAGAGCGGCAAUUGAUCUCAUUGGUAGAGGUUUUACCGUUUGGGAACCAUACCUUGAUGUAUCAAAAGUAUUAUUGGGACUGCUGGAAAUGUGUUGCGAUGCUGAUAAGUUAGUACCAAAUAUGACAUAUGGCCUUCCGCUUACCCCUCAAGCUGAUUCGUGUCGUACAGCACGACAUGCUUUAACUUUAAUAGCUACUGCUCGACCUGCGGCAUUCAUUACCACGAUGGCACGAGAAGUGGCUAGAUAUAAUACAUUGCAGCAAAAUGCACAAACAUUAAAUGUAAAUAUGAAUGCGAGCGUUCUGGUUAGGGCGAAACCGGAAAUACUUAGGAUUGUUGAACAGUUAAUUGAUAAAAUGCAGAGUGAAAUGAGUGAUCUUUUAGUUGAGGUUAUGGAUAUUAUCUUACAUUGUCUGGACCCAGGACAUCUUAAAACUAAAUCAUUAAAUGACGUAUUUCCGGCAGUAUGUAGAUUUAAUCAAGUAAAUCAUUGUCCAGCAACGCGCAGGAUAGCAGUAGGCAGCCGCAAUGGUCAGCUCGCCUUAUACGAAUUACGAGGAAAUGUGAAAUGUCAAACAGUGUCUGCACAUACAGCAUCUGUAACUGCAUUAGCAUUUUCACCUGAAGGAAAGUUCCUGGUUAGCUAUUCUUGUACAGAAAAUAAAUUAUGUUUCUGGCAGCAAACAAGUAGCGGUAUGUUCGGCCUAGGAAAUUCGCAAACACGUUGUGUGAAAUCCUAUAGUACUGCACCUAUUAACGAUGUAGCACGACUAAAUCCCAUGCGACUGGCUCGACUGAUAUGGAUAAAUAAUCGAACAGUUACAUUAAUGCUUGCUGAUGGAUCAGAAACGCGAUUCAAUGUAUAAAAUAUAGGGGGGAAUCCCUUCUAUUCCAGUACUGGGUGAAUAAAAAAAAAAAAGAACGGUAUAGCAAAAUGAAAUCAGGCUACAACAGAAAUAUGGAAUCACUGUUUUAGGCAAAAGAAAUAGCCGAAAGUGCUGUCGUGAACGUUGGUGUACUUAUUAGUACUUAAUAGUACUAGUGCUAAAAUAAUCGAAUAUCGUAUCAUAUGGAGUAUGCUCGAGAGAAGUUCAUCGUUGCACGACGCAGGAUAUGGCAUAGUGAUUAUCGUCGAGUAUGGUACGAAAAAUCUGUUCCUUCUCAAUCUAUCUCAUUUAUCUUUUUUUCCAUUUAUAUAAUUUAAAUAUUUCAUUUCUUGGUCGCACACGAUUGCGUUCUAUUUUUGUGUUGCUGUAGCACCAGAGAUAGUUUGAAUGCCGUCACGCUUUAACAAAAGUAUUCUUUUAAUUUAGUAAUUUAAUUGCACUGUCAUUUGAUUGCUAGCUAUGUAGUUAACGAAUCUGAAUGAUUUUAUUAUAAUUUCACAAGUUUAGAUCGAGGUAAAAUAAUAUGAUAAAACAUUUUCAUACUGACACACACAUACCGCAAAAUUUAUCAAUCAUUUCUACAUGAGGGUUCGUAUACCGUACUGUACAUUAUGCAAUGUUACAUUACUGCGUGUGCUGUUCGAAGCUACAAUUAUAUAUUCCUGAAACCCCGAUAUAAAAGUUAAAAGAAAAAGGUUACUGUAUGGAACCUCGCGUUGAAAGUACAUACAUGUGUAUAUAUGCAUACCAAGAAAAAAAAAAAAGAAAAAACUGAAUUAUCGC